Molecule: messenger RNA, 4951 nt
Organism: Onychostoma macrolepis
Lineage: Eukaryota; Metazoa; Chordata; Actinopteri; Cypriniformes; Cyprinidae
Gene: itgb5
Product: integrin, beta 5
Exons: 15
Coding region: 479-2896 (805 amino acids)
Biological process (GO): cell-matrix adhesion; integrin-mediated signaling pathway; cell adhesion mediated by integrin
Cellular component (GO): focal adhesion; integrin complex; cell surface
Molecular function (GO): integrin binding
Source: RefSeq, a predicted model, not a curated record
AGCGUCCAGGCUCUUCUCCCAUAGGCGGAGCCUAGAGUAAUGUGAGGGACGCGGCAGGCACUCAACUAUUGAACUUCCACGCUGAAAACAACCGGAUGAUGAGUAAAACAGUCUGUUUACAAAGUUUAAAAUGUGUUUGCGAAUGAAGAUUUGAAACUCAGUAUGGAUGCAGUCAAUGGUGAAUUAUUGCAGUGGACCUGAGACAGAGUGCGACAGUAACAAUAACUUCGAAUGUGGAUUAUUGUUCAGAGUUGCGGUGUCGCCUCGGAUUUCACUCAUGUGUUUACUAAUGCAGUGUCUGCACUGGACACUAACUUCAGUCGUGUGUGCCGCUGUGAUGUGGAGAGGAUGGACACAAAGAAGAUCUCAGCCACUCACGAUAUAAAAAACGGACAUUUAUAAUAGAAACUUUUUUUAUACAAUUAGACAAAAAAAAAACCUUUUUACUUUGAACUGGCUUUUGAUUUUGUAAGUAAUCAUGUGGAAACCUUGCCCAUUUACACGUCACCCGGCCCUUCUAGUUUACAUAGUCUUGGAAAUAUUUAUUCACAGCGUCAAAGGUCUUAAUGUUUGCAUGAGCGGCAGCGCCACAUCUUGUGAAGAAUGUCUCCUCAUUCACCCAAGCUGCGCCUGGUGCGUGCAAGAGGACUUUGGACAAGCUAGAACUCUCAACUCACGAUGUGACUUUAGCCAGAACUUACAGAAAAGAGGGUGUGAUGUCCCUUUCAUAGAAAAUCCCAGGAGUGGCAGUUCUCUGUUGCGGAGCAAGCCUCUGAGCUCCAAAGGUUCUGGGGUGACCCAGUAUGAUGUCAUCCAGAUAUACCCACAGAAGAUCUCUCUCAGCUUAAGGCCUGGUGACCAGAUCUCAUUUGAGGUACAAGUGCGACCUGUAGAAGACUACCCUGUUGAUUUGUACUACCUGAUGGACCUCUCGCUCUCCAUGAAGGACGAUCUGGACACAAUCCGCAACCUGGGCACCAAACUGGCUGAGGAAAUGAGGAAGCUUACAAGUAACUUCCGUCUUGGCUUUGGCUCUUCUGUGGAUAAGAACAUCUCACCCUUCUCCUACACCGCCCCCAAGUACCAGGACAAUCCGUGCAAUGGAUAUAAGUUAUUCCCAAACUGCGUCCCUACAUUUGGCUUCCGUCACCUCUUAUCUCUUACGGACAAGGUUGACCGUUUCAAUGAAGAAGUGCAGAAGCAGAUGGUUUCACGGAACAGGGAUGCACCAGAGGGUGGGUUUGAUGCCAUUCUGCAGGCUGCAGUUUGCAAGGAGAAGAUUGGCUGGAGGAAGGAGGCCUAUCAUCUCUUGGUGUUUGCCACCGAUGACGUCCCUCACUUGGCUUUGGAUGGCAAGCUCGGUGGACUGGUGCAUCCUCACGAUGGACAGUGUCACCUGAACGACAAGAACGAGUAUAGUGCUGCAGACAAGAUGGACUACCCUUCACUUGCUCUACUUGGAGAGAAACUGGCUGAAAACAAUAUUUUCCUCAUCUUUGCUGUGACCAAAAGACACUAUGUUCUUUACAAGAAUCUCACAGCAUUGAUCCCUGGGACUACAGUGGAAAUUUUGGACCAAGACUCCAAAAACAUUAUUCAGCUAAUUGUGAAUGCAUACAAUAACAUCAGGUCAAAGGUUGAGCUGAGCGUAUGGGACCAUCCUGAAGAUCUCAGUCUGGCCUUCACCGCCACCUGCCAAGACGGCCAGCCCCUGACUGGCCUCCGCAAGUGUGCUGACCUCAAAAUCGGCGACACUGUCUCCUUCAACAUAACUGUAGACGCUCGAGGAUGUCCUCCAAAAGGCACCAGGAAGAGUUUCACCAUGAGGCCUGUUGGUUUCAAAGACCGUCUGGAAGUCUCUGUGGACUACCGCUGUGAUUGCAGCUGCACAUAUUACACCAAGACCAACAGCAGCCGCUGCAACUCCGCCGGCACCUACAGCUGCGGGAUGUGCCGCUGUGAGCCCGGCUACCUUGGGGCCCGCUGCGAGUGCGAAGAGGGUGAGGUUGACCACCAACACCUCAGUGCCUGCCGUGAGGCCGAGGGCAAGCAGGUGUGCAGCGGCCGUGGAGAAUGCAGCUGUAACCAGUGUCUGUGUUACGAAUCAGAGUUCGGCAAAAUCUACGGUACCUUCUGCGAGUGUGACGACUUCUCCUGUGCCCGACAUAAGGGCAUACUGUGCUCAGGCCAUGGAGAAUGCCACUGCGGUGAGUGUAAAUGCCACGCUGGUUAUAUUGGAGACAACUGUAAUUGCUCUACAGAGACGGCUUCCUGUGUGUCGGACGAUGGCAAGAUCUGUAGUGGGCGGGGCAGCUGUGUGUGUGGGCGGUGCCAGUGCACUGAGCCAGGGGCAUUUGGGGACACAUGCGAAAAAUGUCCCACCUGUCCAGAUGCUUGUGGAACAAAGAGGGAAUGCAUCGAGUGCCGUCUCUUUAACACGGGGAGACUGGCCGAUAACCAGACCUGCCAGCGCAUGUGCAAGGAUGAGAUCAUCACCGUGGAAACACUCAAAACUGAUGAUUCCAACACUGUUCAAUGUGUGUAUAAGACUGAGAAUGACUGUGUGAUGAAGUUCACGUACUCUGAACAUGCCAAUGGCCAGUCGGUCCUCACCGCUCUUAAAGAGCCAGAAUGUGCUGUUGCCCCAAAUGCCAUGACUGUGCUCUUGGCAGUUGUUGGCAGCAUUUUGUUGAUGGGCAUCGUGCUGCUAGCCCUCUGGAAACUGGUCAUCACCAUCCAUGACCGCCGCGAGUUUUCACGCUUCCAGAGUGCACGUUCACGAGCACGAUACGAGAUGGCAUCUAACCCUGUUUAUAAGCAGUCCAUCCCCUCUCACCCAAUGGAGACGGUUUUCCAUAUGCAUAGUAUUAAGUCAUGCAACGGAGGAGUCCACUGAUCGACCUGCAUUUGGACUGGGGGACAUGGCAGGACCUGUCCAGCGCACCUCUGCACUACAGUGGAGGACAGAGACAGAGCAAAUCUUAUGGUCUUUUGCAAUGUAAACUUUUUUUUGAGGCGUGUGGUUCCUGAUGAUUGGAACUGAUCUUUAUGCGGUUUCAGUUUGAUGAGCAACAGUUGGACACAUGCCAAAUUUGAGAAGAGGAUUGGCUUGACUAGUUGGAGAGGCAGGCCUUACCGGCCUUUUCCAGAAUUCUCUAUGAGCGAUAGACAUUGACCUGCAAUGGACCGCUUGCUUGAAUAUAAUUCCUAAUUUUCUCCAGUUCUAACCAUACCUCCUGCACAUUAUGAUGGAUUUGCUGUGCAUUGUUUUAUAGGCAAAGAGACAUGAAGUGUAUAUUUUUAAGUGUGCCUUUCCCAGCCGUUAGACAUUUUACAUCAGUUUAUUUACCACAUGUAUAGUAGUCAGAUGCCAUAAGGUGUUCAUAGAACACAAAAAAUGCUAAAUAAUACAUACAAUAAUACAACUCUUUAACGAAGUGAUGGGUACUAACCUAACCCGAGCAAUACAUUUCUUAACUUGUUUUGCACAUUGUAUGUUAGUUUGAGGUUUAUAAAGUAAAGAAAGAAAUGCCACUCUACAAUGCUAGUCUUUUGUGUAUUACCACAGGUUACACAUUUUCAUAAAGAUUUUCAACUGUACAGUGUGACGCAAUAACACUGCCUGCUGAUAAUUCAAAAGUGUCUUGCUAGUUCUUGGAACAAUCACAUUUGGAAGUUCCACACCCAUCCCAUCAGGACCUGGACUAAAUAAAAAAUUAGACACUAGACACUAACUGCAAGAACCGAGACUGACCCCAUGCCGAUACUUAGUCAUGUUUGUCUACUUGCUUUUUUCUUCUUUUUUCGUUUUGAUGCAUUUUUUACAUAUAAGCUGUAUGUUUUUGAUAACAAACUGAUAACACUGCUAGUCAGUCUUUCAAAACCAGAUCUCAUGCUUUCACUGGUUAUAUAUAAUUUCAUUCCACAUAAUCAUUGUUCCAAAACACAUAUCUUUGUAAUAAAUAAUGAGAACAUUUGGUUUAAUCGCUGAAACACAACAGUAUGACCUUUCAAUUUAGUACUUUUAGUAUAAUCAGUUCAUUCAACAUCAAACAAUGUAAGAUACAUGUUUCAAAUCAGCCAUGUUGCUGAGUUAUAGAGGUUAACAGGUUCCCCAUUAGACAACACACUUACAGUACCUAACUUGCAUAAUUGAUGUAAAAUCCAUUAAGUUUGUAAUACUAUCUGUCCAGUGUGUCAACAAAAGGAGUGAUGAAGAUAUGACAUGGCCAUGAGGUUUUGUGUAGGACAGUUUGCUGCCAAUGCAGUAAAAUGCUGUCACUUUACCAUAUGACUGAGUCUGUACUGUAGUUUCGGUGCUUUCUUUGGUGACUUGCAUUACUUUGACAGUCUCUACCAUGGUAAGUCCUCUGUUUAGAGUCCCGCAUACAUGUCUCUCUUAUUCAGAUGCGUCUGUGAUCAGUCUGACAGACACACAUUUAAUUGUAUCUUGAUCUAUGCAUAUUUAUCACAAAUUGCAAAUGUCUCUCUCUUUCACACACACACACGCGCACUUGGAAAAUUGUGGUUAUUAUCUGAUUUAAAUUGCUUAUACUGUAACAAUAAUUUAUUUUAUUUAGUUAUCUAUUUCGGAAAUUGCCGACCAUGCAGUUCUACAGAAUCUGUAUCUCUAGAAAAUGUAUAGAUACCAAAUGAUUCACUGAUUAACCAUUAAGAUCAGUUGGAUUAAAUCAUAGACAGACAUUAAUCUGAACGAGAAGAGAGGCAAAUGAAAAGUUUGAUCGUACGAAUGGCAGUUGUCGUGAAUGAAAUGUUUACAUAAUGAAACACCUUUUCACUUGUGUUGUGAAAAGGAUACUUUGUGAUUUUUUUUUUUGUACUAAUGCAAUUGAAAACAUGCUGAAAUGUUUGGAAAAGGUGAAUUUUGAUGAUCAGUUGUGAGAUAAGUACUAAGAAUUUUGAAAAUGUACAACUUGUGAAAUACAAAAUA